AUGACGAGAGAUAUUGAAGAUGAGAUCAGAGACGAGAAGAACCCACGACCACUUGACGAAGAUGAUAUCGCUCUCCUCAAAACUUAUGGGUUAGGGCCUUACUCUGCACCUAUUAAGAAAGUUGAGAAAGAAAUCAAAGAGCUCGCUAAGAAGAUCAAUGAUCUAUGUGGUAUUAAGGAGUCUGAUACUGGCUUAGCUCCUCCCAGUCAAUGGGAUCUUGUUUCGGACAAGCAGAUGAUGCAAGAGGAACAGCCACUGCAGGUUGCGAGAUGCACAAAGAUAAUAAGUCCAAAUACUGAAGACGCCAAGUACGUUAUUAAUGUCAAGCAGAUAGCUAAGUUCGUUGUUGGUCUUGGAGAUAAAGUAUCUCCCACUGACAUCGAAGAAGGCAUGCGCGUGGGAGUUGAUCGGAAUAAAUAUCAGAUUCAGAUUCCUCUACCUCCAAAAAUCGAUCCUAGUGUGACCAUGAUGACAGUGGAAGAGAAACCUGAUGUGACUUACAAUGAUGUUGGUGGCUGCAAAGAGCAGAUUGAAAAGAUGAGAGAGGUUGUUGAACUGCCCAUGCUUCAUCCAGAGAAAUUUGUGAAGCUUGGAAUAGAUCCACCCAAGGGUGUUCUCUGCUACGGUCCUCCUGGUACUGGUAAAACCCUCUUGGCUAGAGCUGUGGCCAACAGAACCGAUGCUUGCUUUAUCAGGGUCAUUGGCAGUGAGCUUGUUCAGAAGUAUGUUGGUGAAGGAGCUAGAAUGGUUCGUGAACUCUUUCAGAUGGCAAGGUCCAAGAAAGCUUGCAUUGUGUUCUUUGACGAAGUUGAUGCCAUUGGUGGUGCAAGAUUUGAUGACGGUGUUGGUGGUGAUAACGAAGUCCAACGUACUAUGCUUGAGAUUGUGAAUCAGCUUGAUGGGUUCGACGCUCGUGGUAACAUAAAGGUUCUCAUGGCAACAAACAGGCCUGACACACUAGACCCUGCACUUUUACGUCCUGGACGUCUUGACCGUAAGGUAGAGUUUGGUCUUCCUGAUCUAGAGAGCAGAACACAGAUCUUCAAGAUUCACACACGAACCAUGAACUGCGAAAGAGACAUCCGUUUCGAACUCCUUGCUCGUCUCUGCCCAAACUCAACCGGAGCUGAUAUCAGAAGUGUAUGCACAGAAGCCGGAAUGUACGCGAUCCGAGCUAGGAGAAAGACUGUCACCGAGAAAGACUUUUUGGACGCAGUGAACAAAGUCAUUAAAGGUUACCAAAAGUUCAGUGCAACUCCAAAGUACAUGGUCUACAAUUAG
Messenger RNA from Arabis nemorensis, 1281 nucleotides. The record is from the annotation of a GenBank genome assembly. NCBI's taxonomy places the organism in Eukaryota, Viridiplantae, Streptophyta, Magnoliopsida, Brassicales, Brassicaceae.